CUCACUAAAACAAUGAUCAGGCUGACCAAUUUUAGCAUUGAUGCCCCGCGCUGGGACCAGAACACUUUUCUGGGGCGCCUAAAGCAUUUCUUCAACAUCACAGACCCGCGGACGGUACUGGUGUCUGAACAUGAGCUGGACCGGGCUAAGGCACUGGUGGAAAGCUGCAGGGCUGGCCUGGUACCCACGGGAACCAGCCAGGAACAGCUGUUCUACGCCAAGAAGCUCUACGACUCUGCAUUCCACCCAGACUCGGGCGAGAAGAUGAACCUGAUUGGGAGGAUGUCAUUUCAGGUGCCCGGGGGAAUGGCCAUCACUGGCUUCAUGCUGCAGUUUUACAGGACAGUCCCAGCAGUCGUCUUCUGGCAGUGGGUGAACCAGUCAUUCAACGCCUUGGUGAACUACACCAACAGGAACGCAGCCUGCCCCAUCUCGCUCAAGCAAAUCGGAGUGGCUUACAUCACUGCCACAAGCACAGCCCUGGCGACCGCAGUGGGACUCAACCUGUACACUAAGAAAGCCCCACCCCUCGUGGCACGCUGGGUCCCGUUCGCAGCCGUGGCUGCUGCCAACUGUGUGAACAUCCCCAUGAUGAGGCAACAGGAGCUCAUUAAUGGGAUCAUGGUGACAGAUGAGAAGGACUGUGAACUGGGCCAUUCCAGGGUUGCUGCAGUCAAGGGAAUUACCCAGGUGGUGAUCUCCAGGAUCGUCAUGGCAGCACCUGGCAUGGUUCUUUUGCCAAUUCUCAUGGAGCGGCUGGAGAAGUUCCCCUUCAUGAAGAGAAUUCAGGUCCUCCACGCGCCUUUACAAGUGAUGCUGGUCGGGGGCUUCCUCCUGUUCAUGGUGCCGGUUGCCUGCUCGCUGUUCCCACAGAGAUGCUCUCUGGCGCUGUCUAGCCUGGAGCCGGAGCUCCGAACCUCCAUCCAGGCCAAGCACGGGGACUGCGUGCCUUACGUCUAUUUUAACAAGGGACUGUAAAUCGAGCCUCUACCUCAGGAGCCAUCCACGGCCCUGCACCGCGCUCCGUAAGGCCACCUGCAGCUGCAGGGCUGUAAGCUGGAGAUGGGCUCAGGACAUACCAAUCAGACCUGGAUUCCCCCGCACCCCUGGCUGCCAAAGUAUUGGGGGGGUGGGGGCAGAUCUGUGAGUGACUUCUGGCUCCUCUUUGGUUUAGCCCUGUAUCUUCUGCUCCCCUAACCAGAUUUGGGGCCUGCCUCUGAGUGACUGACACCUGCUGGGGGCGCUCCGUCUG
Molecule: messenger RNA, 1252 nt
Organism: Chelonoidis abingdonii (Abingdon island giant tortoise)
Lineage: Eukaryota; Metazoa; Chordata; Testudines; Testudinidae
Source: RefSeq, a predicted model, not a curated record